UAAAACACUUUAUUUACUUUAACGUCAUCUCCUCGUGUCCAUGUCCGUGCACGCGCCGGACUCCAGGCUCGCUCCCGACAAGGUUUCGCCAUGAGCUCUGAUUGGCCGAGGAUUCCACCCAGACGGUAGGGUCCGGUACGCAUGCGCAGUAGCGGAGGGAGGGGGAGCGUGUUUGUAAAGUUGUGUAGUUUAGUUUAGAGUCCGACUGAAGAAAAUAUUAGAAACGUUUAUGUGCUAGAGGACCCCUCAACGGACAGACAGACCAACGGCCGGACAGGCAGGCAGACAGGCAGGCAGAGAAACCCUGACAUCCAGGUAGAGACACCGGGAGGUCGCAGCGCUCCACGCCGGCCCGAGGAGCCUCAUCGCCGGCAUGAAGUUGGAGUUCGCCCCGCUGAACGUCCCGGUGCGGAGGAGGCUGCAGACCGCUGCGACGCUGCAGUGGGUCUUCUCCUUCCUGGCUCUAGCUCAGUGCUGUCUAGCUGCCUUCGUGCUCUUGGCUCUCUCUGAUUGGUGGAUCGUGGCCCUGCUGUAUGCUGGUUGGCUGUGGCUGGACUGGGACACGCCCACCUGUGGAGGUCGCAGGUCACAGUGGGUCAGAAGCUGGGGCAUCUGGGAGUUCUUCAGGGACUACUUCCCUCUGACGCUCAUUAAAUCUGUCGAUUUGGAUCCAAAGAAAAACUACAUCUUUGGAUUUCAUCCACAUGGUGUGCCGGUAGCUGUGUUGACCUGUCUCGCUCUACCUGUCUGUCCCUCAGGUGUGCUGGUAGCUGGGGCCUUUGGUAACUUCUGUACGGAGGCGACAGGUUUCUCUCGUCUGUUUCCUGGACUCAGGUCUCACCUUCUGAUGCUGCCGUUCUGGUUCAGAGUUCCUCUCUUCAGAGAUUACAUCAUGUAUGGAGGUAAACACCUGUCUGUCUCUCAUCAUGUGUGGAGGUAAACACCUGUCUGUCUCUCUGUCUGCUUGUGUGUCUCAGAGACAGACCAACACGUUGGUGGUUUUCAGUAUUAAUAUUAUGUUGUCAUUAAUAAUAAUACUAUUAAAUAGUAACAGCAGAUGAAAUAGAUGUAGACCAGGACAGAAGAGGUUGAGGUCUGAAGGAGGUUCUGGAGGACCUGUCUGUCUCUCAGCUCUUUGUACAUCUGAGUAAACUCUGUGUUACAGUUCAGAGAAGGAGGAGGCAGAAUGCUGCUCUGUGAUUGGCUGAGAGAGCAGG
This is a messenger RNA of Anarrhichthys ocellatus (wolf-eel), 1217 nucleotides long. Its product is annotated as 2-acylglycerol O-acyltransferase 2-B-like. Gene Ontology annotation, biological process: triglyceride biosynthetic process. The transcript is spliced from 5 exons. Gene Ontology annotation, cellular component: endoplasmic reticulum membrane. Lineage: Eukaryota; Metazoa; Chordata; Actinopteri; Perciformes; Anarhichadidae. Gene Ontology annotation, molecular function: diacylglycerol O-acyltransferase activity. The record is from RefSeq and is a predicted model, not a curated record. The coding region runs from base 374 to 940 and encodes 188 amino acids.